AUGAUGGACAACCUGGACAGAGCUGAACUCUGCUACCCUUAUCUACUCAACUUGUCCUGCAGAGGUUUGAGACGUUCUCGCUCUGAGGCUGUCCUCCUCUACACGCUGCUCUCCUCCAUCUCUGUGAUCACCGUAGCCCUCAACCUGCUGGUCAUCAUCUCCAUCUCCCACUUCAAGCAGCUCCACACCCCCACCAAUGUCCUCCUCCUGUCCCUGGCCGUCUCAGACCUGCUGGUCGGGCUGCUGGUGAUGCCGGUGGAAACGGUGCGGUUCAUAGAAACCUGCUGGCUGCUGGGGGACCUCAUGUGUGCUCUGUCUUACAUGACCGGCUUCACUCUCACCUCGGCCUCUGUGGGGAACAUGGUGCUCAUAUCGAUGGACCGUUUCGUAGCUAUUUGUUAUCCUCUGCAAUAUCCCAACAAAAUCACUCGCAGCAGGGCUCAGGUGUCUGUGAGUCUGUGCUGGGCCUGUUCGCUGCUGUACAACGGGCUGAUCUUAAAGGAACACCUGAGGCAGCCGGACAGAUACAACUCUUGCUACGGGGAGUGUCUGGUGGUGAUUGACUAUAUCUCUGGAACUGUAGACCUUGUUUUCACGUUUAUCAGCCCUUGCUCAGUCAUUGUCAUUCUGUACAUGAGAGUGUUUGUUGUGGCCGUGUCUCAGGCUCGAGCUAUGCAGUCUCAUAUUACAACUGUUGCAGGCAUUAGGGCAAGAGUCACCGCAAAGAAAUCAGAGAGAAAAGCAGCCAGGACUCUUGGUGUUGUGAUACUAGUGUUUUUGAUGACUUUCUGUCCCUAUUAUUAUCCUUCUCUAGCAGGACAGGACAUCUCAAACAGUGCUUCAUCCUGGGCCAUUGUGUCCUGGUUGGUACUUUACAACUCUUGUCUGAAUCCUCUGAUUUAUGCCUUUUUCUAUCCGUGGUUUAGAAAAGCGAUCAGGUACACAGUCACCCUGAAGAUAUUAGAGAAGGACUCCUCUCAGGCAAAAAUACUUUAAAGUCAAU
Molecule: messenger RNA, 1003 nt
Organism: Acanthochromis polyacanthus (spiny chromis)
Lineage: Eukaryota; Metazoa; Chordata; Actinopteri; Pomacentridae
Product: trace amine-associated receptor 13c-like
Exons: 1
Coding region: 1-996 (331 amino acids)
Biological process (GO): G protein-coupled receptor signaling pathway
Cellular component (GO): membrane
Molecular function (GO): trace-amine receptor activity
Source: RefSeq, a predicted model, not a curated record